CGCCAACAAAACUGACCUGGCACGGGAGGGAGACACGCCAAAAAUGUCCGCGGAUCCGCGUGACCCAGCCAAGCCCUGCGGCCCGACCCAACCUCCGAGACCCGCCGCCGGGAACUCGCACGCGCAUCCGCCGCCCGUUCUCCGCUGACCGUGCCCACCCUCCCCGCCGGCCGAGUCAACCCACCCGCCCAACACGAAACCAUCCCAACUCCCCUCCAUUUCCGCCCAAAAAAUUUCCAGCAAUAGCAAAGCUCACCAGAAUGCGGCCUCUCCUCACCGUCGUCGCCGCCGCCGUCCUCCUCCUCCUAAUCCCCCUCGCCGCCGGCCAGGGAUUCCGCGGCUUCUCCUACCUCCUCGACUGCGGCGCCGCGGCCUCCUCCACCGACACCCGCGGCCUCCGCUGGGACCCCGACGGUCCCUACGUCUCCGCCGGCUCCGCCCGCACGCUCUCGGUCCAGGGCCUCCUCGACCCCACCCUCGCCUCCCUCCGCGGCUUCCCGUACCGCCCCGCCGUCAAGUUCUGCUACGCGCUCCCCGUCGACCCCAACCGCCGCUACCUCCUCCGCCCCACCUUCUUCUACGGCUCCUCCUCGCCGCCCCCGCCCGUGUUCGACCUGAUCGUCGACGGCACCUUCUGGACCGCCGUCGACACCGCCGAUGACAUCCUGGCCGGCAGCGCCUCGCACUACGAGGCCGUGUUCCAGGCCAGGGGCAGGAACUUGACCUUCUGCCUCGGUGUCAACUCCAACUACACCACCUCCGGCCCGUUCAUCAACGCGCUGCAGGUCAUCCAACUCCAUGAUUCGGUGUACAACGCCACGGAUUUCGGAAGCAGCGCCAUGGGGCUUAUUGCGCGCACCAAGUUUGGCUCGACUGGCGACGUCGAGAGGUACCCUGAUGACAGUUUUGACCGCUAUUGGCAGCCAUUUCCAGACAACAAACAUGCUGUCAGUAGUACCCAUAAUGUUACAUCAGCUGAUUUCUGGAAUCUUCCCCCUCCUGAUGUAUUUAAUACAGCUUUGGUGGCAGAGCAAAAUGCACCCUUGGUGUUGCAAUGGCCUCCAAUAUCUCUUCAGAAUGAUAGCUAUUAUGUUGCUCUUUAUUUUGCUGAUACCUUAGCUGAUAGUUCGAGGACCUUUGAUGUGAAUAUAAAUGACUACCAGUUUUACAAAGAUCUGACAGCAACAUCAGCUGGGCUUUCUGUCUUUGCAACUCAAUGGAUUCUCUCAGGCCUAACCAGAAUUAUAUUGACUCCUACGUCUGUUCUUCCGCCACUUAUCAAUGCUGGUGAAGUCUUUGGACUUUUUCCCAUCGGAAGACUGACAAUUACGCGGGAUGCACUUGCUAUGGAGAGUAUGAAGAGAAGCCUCCAAAACAUACCUGAUGAUUGGAUUGGAGAUCCAUGUAUGCCUCACGGAUAUGCUUGGACUGGAGUUACAUGUCUUGAAGGAAAAAACAUACGUGUCAUUUCAUUGAACUUUUCAAGUAUGGGCAUCUCCGGAUCUCUCUCACCUGACAUUGGAAAUCUGACUGCUCUUACUGAUAUAUUUUUGGCAAACAAUAGCUUGUCUGGAUCUAUUCCUGAUCUCACCAAACUGGGGAAACUCCAACGACUGCACCUGAAUGAUAACAAGUUGAAUGGAACAAUACCUCAGACAUUGGGGACAAUUCAGCCCUUGCGUGAACUAUUCUUGCAAAACAAUGAGUUGGGUGGAGCAGUUCCACUGAACUUGCUGAACAAAGCAGGGUUGACUCGCAAAUUUUGUCCGGGCAAUCAGUUCUCACAACCACCGUGCUGACGGUCAAACAUUUUAUCGAAGACAGUAGGAUGGUGUGUUUAUUCUUUUAGGAUGGGUAGACCAAGAUUUUGUAACCAGUCGAGUGUUUGUACAGUAAAACGAUUGGAAUCCAGUGAAACGAGUUGGCGGAAGCAGGUGAAGAUAAACAAUUCUGGUUGUACAGUGCUCUGUAGUUUACGUUGUCAGUGUGUAAUGCAAGGAGAAAAUGAACCGCUGUUAAA
Messenger RNA from Hordeum vulgare subsp. vulgare (domesticated barley), 2020 nucleotides. Its product is annotated as leucine-rich repeat receptor-like serine/threonine-protein kinase At2g14510. Gene Ontology annotation, molecular function: protein binding. The coding region runs from base 261 to 1799 and encodes 512 amino acids. The transcript is spliced from 8 exons. The record is from RefSeq and is a predicted model, not a curated record. NCBI's taxonomy places the organism in Eukaryota, Viridiplantae, Streptophyta, Magnoliopsida, Poales, Poaceae.